Exophiala aquamarina CBS 119918 is the source of this 1311-nucleotide messenger RNA. RefSeq lists its product as uncharacterized. The record is from RefSeq and is a predicted model, not a curated record. Gene Ontology annotation, biological process: regulation of DNA-templated transcription. The transcript is spliced from 4 exons. Gene Ontology annotation, cellular component: nucleus. Gene Ontology annotation, molecular function: transcription cis-regulatory region binding; DNA-binding transcription factor activity, RNA polymerase II-specific. Bases 1 to 1311 code for a protein of 436 amino acids. Lineage: Eukaryota; Fungi; Ascomycota; Eurotiomycetes; Chaetothyriales; Herpotrichiellaceae.
AUGUCCGAGGCAGAGACGCUGCUGGAGAGAUUCAAGGAUGAAUACUCACAGUUCCCUUUUGUGGUGAUAGGUUCACUUACCCUUGCAAUUUUACGACGAGAUCGCCCUUUCUUGCUAAUUGCCAUUCUGGCAACAACAACUCACCAACGAGCCAAUUUGCAUAAAGUCUUGGAGUCCGAGUUUCGAACAAUACUGGGCACAAAGGUCUUUGUUGAUGGUGUUUUCAAUGUAGAUCUAUUGCAAGGCUUGGUAGUGUACCUUUCUUGGUGGCAUUUCCAUCGCCGUCAAGCUAACCAGAUAUUCACGAUAACUCAAACAGCAGUUACCAUCGCUCUGGACCUUGCGGAGACCGUGACACUUAAUGCCGAGUGGAAAAGGCUAUACCUUGGGACCUACUUACUGUCGUCUUGUAUACUGUUCGCUCUAGGCAGAACCCCUGUAAUGAAAUAUGAUGAUAUUAUCGAUAGGUACUGUAGAGGCCUAGCGACUCAAGAAGACGUUCCAACAGAUCUGCCACUCGUGCAUGCUGUCCGGCUGCACAGACUUGUGGUGCUGAUAACUUCAGCAUUUGGUCGGAAAUCACACAGGCCAUUUGAACUUUCCGAAGGAACAACCGAGCUUCUGAUCGAUUCUUUCAAGUCACAGUUGCAAGAUCUGCGAUCCACCUUGCGUCUUGAUGACUCGAGCAUCCCAUCGCUGGGGCUCAUGUAUGACAGUGCUUACGUGUUCUUGUAUGAGGUGGCGCUUUAUACUAAUUUUCAAGGAAGCGAGACAGCCGCACCGGACCACCAGAGUCUGGGCACCACCCAUAACUCGCAAAUCCUUGAAACCAGCCUUCUUUUCAACUGCCUAGAAGCGACCAAAAAUUUCUUAAGCAGGUAUCUCAGACUUUCCGGUCAAUUGAUCAGGAAACAUAGCAUGUGCGAGAAAGCCCAGCUUGGCCAUGCCAUAAUGGUUCUCAUCAAACUCUCGCUUUGUGCCACUGGCAGUCAUGAAGGCCUUCGCUUCAGGCAGACGUGUGAUGUGAAGUAUUUUCUUGACGCACUCGCCAAUCGUGCUGCGACCUUAACAGCCGCUACACUGGGAACGACAGAAUAUCCCGACUGUUUUUGGCAGUUUGAACAGACCAUCCGACGUAUCAAAUGCUGGUAUGAGCAUUUAGAGACAGGACAGCAAGGCGCCACGCCCACGGAUUUUAUUGACGCGUCACCAUUACGUCUCGUCAGUCUGUCGGAGGAAUUUCUUCAAGAGACGCCCAGUUUCAAUGACUUGGACCUAACAAUGUUCAAUUCGGCAGACUUCUGGCAAUGA